CCAUUUUCCCCAACUCCACCCGGGUGAGUUCUCUCAUUUCUCUUUCUUUUUUCUUGGAGUCUAAGCCAAGGCGGGGAGGGAGAUAAAGGGGAAGGAGAGGGAAUGGAGUUCUACGAGGAGCUACUCUUGACGGCGGUGGUUUCCAUCCUCCUCGCCUUCCUGAUCGGGAAGCUCGCCGCCCUCGGAGGCACCGAGGGCGAUCUCGGCCGCGACGUUCCGGCGGAUGCGGCGGCGCUCCCGGCGGCGAUCGGUCGCGGAGGAGAGGUCUUCAUCGAGGAGAGGCGGGAGAGUGUGGGGGAGAGUGGUGGCUUGGGUGUAGAAAAGGUCGAUGAUGGUUGCGGAAGUGAAGCGGUUCUUGGAUCGGAGGGAAUGGAGGCUAGCGAGGUAGAAGAAGAAGGGGAGCGAUUGGAAAGAGAGCGAUUGUUGGAAUAUAUAUUGGAGAAGGCCCAGGAGGUAAGAACCCGUGAGUUCGAUCAAGAGGAGGAGAAUAUAGUAGAAGAAACUUUUGCUAAAGAGGAAAUCGUGAAGACUGUUGAUGACUUAGUGAAAGAAGGAGACGGAUUUCCCAAGGAUAAAGUUGGUGUGGAGAAAGUUAUGCAAUUGGAUGAAGGACAUGAGGGGACGGGAGAAGAGAAGAGGGGGAUUGAGGAGAAGUGGGGAUCGUUACUCUAUGGGGAGGAUGAUUGGGAGGGGAUCGAGAAGAGCGAACUGGAGAAGCUUUAUGGUGUGGCGGCAGCAUAUGCCGAUAGUAAGGAUGGUAAGGAAGCGGUGUCGAGGCUGAGUAGUGAUGUACAAAUGCAGUUGUAUGGGCUUCAGAAGGUUGCAACUGAGGGGCCCUGCUAUGAGCCGCAGCCGAUGGCUUUGAAGGUUACUGCUCGCUCCAAAUGGUCUGCUUGGCAAGGACUGGGGACUAUGAUUCCGGAGGUGGCUAUGGAACAAUAUGUAAACCUUCUGUCUGAAAAGAUUCCUGGCUGGAGGGGAGAAAAAACCCAAGAUGAAGCCAAACAUAAUGAUGGCACUGAUUCUCCCAUGGCGUUGGGAUCUGGAAAAGGAACACCUGAUUCAAACUCGUCUUUGUUUUACCAACCAAGUUCUCUAACUGAAAGAUUAUCAGAAGAUUCUUCUUGCACUCAAGGUGACGAUGUGGGUGGUCCGAAACCUUUGAAGCAAGGCACUUAGUCAGUGGAGACUUGGGGGACUUGACAUGCAAACAAGGGAACGCUUGAGGUGGAUAGUGGACUUGAAGGCCUUUUUAUUAAUAUUAUUAUUAUUAUUAUUUGGUAGGUUCUUUUUAUUGGUUGUUAAUGGCUAACUUGAAUUUAGGGUGACAUUUUAGUGAGAAAUUUUCAAUGCAGCUUCUUGUAGUCUAGUAUAUUUUGGUGCUCUGUCUAUUUUAUAUUUUAUUAGUAGAUAUAUUAUGAUAUUUCACUCCAUAACAUCGGCGUUAAUAGGUGGAAUUAUAUGAUUGGCUUAUCCACAUUUCUUUUGACUGAGAUUUAUGGAUAAAGUCCUCAAUCACAUUUAGAAAUUUUUAGCUAUUUCACGGUAGAAGGUACCACGGCAUAUGUCAUUGCCACAAUAUGAUCAUUUUUGUCAUCUUGGACUUAUGAUUACAAAAGUUGAUUUAUUCAGACAUAUAAUUGAAUCAAGGUAUUUCAUUGAGGUUGAGAGAUGUUUUUGGGAUAUUGUGAUGUCUACACAGGGCUUUAAAGCUUGAACAAAAAGUUUAUAAGGCAAUCGUUUGUUGAGUAAUUGGCCUCAUUUUUCAUGAGAAUUUUCGCUGCAGAAAUGAUGUUGGGGAAGACCAAGUCUUCUGUUCGAAAAUAAUUAAUACUAAUUGAUUCAGAGUUUUGAUUCCUGCCAUUUUGAUAAGCUAUCAUCAAACAAAGUGAACCUAAUGACCUGGCUUAGCAUUGAGGGUCCUCCCUGAUGCAUGACUAGUAUCUUUAUGUUGACCUUCAUUUGAAACAAGAGUAGGCUUGUGAGAGAUGAAAUGUAUAUCUGUUAUUUGCAAUACUAGCAAACAUAAAGGAUAACAUAUUCUGCUGAUUAUAUAUGUUUUUUGCUAUACUCUUUUCUUUUUGCUAGACAGAUUAUAUAUGUUACAAGAUCUGAGCGGGAGGUAACUAGCCACCAUAUGAAGAUUUUUUAGUCUAUUGGUUGGCUUAUAGUGUAGAUCAUCUCUCUAGAUUCUUAUUGCGGAUUUGCUUCUAGUGGCUUCUGCCAUUCGAAGGACAGAAUUUUAUUUAUUUGAUGUUGGUGCAACAACUCUGUCACCUACACUAGGCACCAUUUAACUUAUUUUCUGGUGGCUCCCAUCUAUUAUGUGGAGAUUAGUGUUUUUCUGGUUUAGAGUAAGUUGAUGCUAGUUUACAACUAGUUGUCUUCCCAUCAUUUAACUUCUCCAAGAAAAUAUUGUUGGGGCAGCUGCUGCAUAUGUAGGUCAUAUGGAGCACCCCGAAAAAUUUCGGAGUUGCCCUUGGAUGAUGGUUUCUCAGACCCUUGCAUUCUGUCUUCAUACGAUUUUCUUUGAAGCCAAGAUCAGACUGCAGAUUUUAAUGUCUUUAAAUUGAUCAAAAAGAGACACCUAGAUAACACUAGCCUACAGGAUCUUCCCAUAAGCUACAUUGAUUCCUAUUUCAUUCUUCCUAAGCCUAUAGAAAUGCUCCCUCAACCUUGCAAGUCAUAUUUUUAACAAUGUAAGCCAUAUACGUUUUCCUCUUUCACUGCAACGACCCACAACCUCCACAUAUAAGUAAACCUUUUGGCUUACACUGACCAGUCGCUAUACCUUUUGCUACAAGUUGAAGAACAAUUUUAGUUAGCUUUUAGGUGCAGAAUUUUGCCUGCAAUGGACCCAUUUAUGAUCAGGUCAGGUUUGCCUAGGUCCAUAUAUCAAUGUUGAAAGUUUUACGUUAUAGUUUUUUAAUAUUAAUUUGUUUAUUAGAAAACAAGCUAAAACUGACUGAAAAAAAAUCAGUUCUUGUUUUAGAAGUUGCGAAAAUUCCCUUACAGAUGUGGUAAAAAAUGUUAGGCUUGUUUUCAGGUAUAUAAAGACAUCAUGGUGUAGGUAUAGUUGAUCAAUUUUCAUUUACUUUCUUCUUGAGCAAUAACAUGCUCUAAUUUCUCAGUUAAAAUGUCAUACAUUGUACUAGCUCCACAUAGGCACAAACUUUAAAACUUAUAUUGAUCUACAUCUCGGGGAAGUCCUUUUGGAAUGCUGCUGUCAAAAAGAGGUUGGUUACAAAAUGUGAAAUAUUUUUUAUUAUCUUGUCCAUUCCUGUUGACGAUACAAUUCCUUUGGUGUAAGCCAUUUCGAAAACUUUUCCAUUUUUAUAAUUAAUUAUUAUAAAGCAAGCAAAUUGUUCUUUUCAAUAAAUUUAUUGAUAUUUUCUUAGGUACUUGAUGCAUCCACGGAAAUAAGUCCUUAAGAAAAAUUUAUAACCUUUCUGAUCUCAUUAGUUGGGGUUGACCUCAUGAAAGUUCCACAACCCAAUUUAUGAAGUUUGCAGCUUUUUUCUUUUCCUUCUUUCCCCUUUAGUAAUUACAGGAGAUGCCACCUUUCCAUGUUUGGAAACAGAACCUCACCCUACGUCCCAUGGGCAGUUUGCAGCUCUGUUAAUGCAUGUCUUUUCAAACCUUCUCAUGACUCGAAGCUUUCUUUGGCAUCUCCUUGUCCGGAUAAACCUGAGUUCACUCCUCAUGAGGCCUCGAUUGGUAGUUUCGGAUGCGACAAUACCAUCAUAGUUAAUUAUCCCAUCAUUUGGUCCCAUAAAAGAGAAAGUAGCAAUGCCAAUCAUUUCCAACAAAUGCUUUUGCUAGUAUUUACAUCUCUAGGACAGUCACAUGCGUAUUUGAAGUUCUCUUAACAUCAUAGUAAGUUAUCCCAUCAUUUGGUCAUAUAAAGGAGAAAGUAGCAAUGCCAGUCAUUUCCAACCUACUCUUUUGUUAGUAAUUAUGACAGUCACAUGCUUAUUUGAAGGUUUUUUCUUAACAUUUAGGGAAUGCUAUAUUGCUUAAAAAGUACUUUUUGUGACUGUAAAGCAGAAAAGCACUUCCAAAAGAUAAGUAUUUGUAACAUUGUAUAAAAGUUUCUACAAGAAGAAAGAGUCAAAAAAUGCCUUUAGGAGAAGCUAGAACGCGUCUCCUCAUUUUAUUAAGCAGAAGCAAUACCAACAGGCCUGAGAGCCAUGCAGCAUUUUGUAGCUUGUAUAAUAAUGCUAUCGGUUUUGUCAAUACAGUAUGUGAUGAUCACAGUGCUUUGUUGUGUUCAAUGUUUAAGUGCUGCAGGGAGAUUGCUUCUAGAAGCUUUUGACAACUGCUGUAUUGGACUGCUGAUAUCGACAAUCAUUAACCAUAUGAAACCUGACAUACAAGUUUCCGGCACUAGAAGGGUAGAUGCAUAGGUGACUUGCUUUGGAAUGAGUUCCUCAACUGCCCAAAAAUCUCAUUUUUUGGCUUCAAUCCUAAAGGGGUUGAAAUCGAACAUCAUUGGAUUAAUGGCAGAAUCUAGGUAAGGCCCACCUAUCUAGAUUCAGUCUGAUGAGAUUUAUCUCAAACUCAACCUUACCUGGGACUUCACCAAACCCAACCUGACUUGAUCUCACUUAGUCUACCGAACUUGACACAAUCCAACUUUUCAGACCCAAAUUAUACCCCAAAAAAGUUAGCCAAUCCUAUUCUAGGUAAGGCUCAAGGAGUUGAAAUUGCACUUCAUUUGGAUUAACGGUUGAAUCCAGGUAAGGCUUACCAAUCUUGAUUCAGUCUCUUGAGAUUUGCUCAGCUCAACUGAAUCUUUCAUCCACUUGACUGAACCCAGCCCAACCUGACUUGAUCCAACUUAAUUUGCUGAACCUUGUCCGAUCCAACCUUUCAAACCAAAGUUCAACCAGAAUUGAGUUAACCAAUCCUAGACCUAACCCAGUGUAAAUUUGAUGCGCAACUUCAAACAAA
This is a messenger RNA of Phoenix dactylifera (date palm), 4953 nucleotides long. NCBI's taxonomy places the organism in Eukaryota, Viridiplantae, Streptophyta, Magnoliopsida, Arecales, Arecaceae. The record is from RefSeq and is a predicted model, not a curated record.